Suricata suricatta (meerkat) is the source of this 6079-nucleotide messenger RNA. It is a transcript of the gene BAZ2A, whose product is annotated as bromodomain adjacent to zinc finger domain 2A. Lineage: Eukaryota; Metazoa; Chordata; Mammalia; Carnivora; Herpestidae. Gene Ontology annotation, cellular component: rDNA heterochromatin. The transcript has 30 exons. The coding region runs from base 261 to 6014 and encodes 1917 amino acids. The record is from RefSeq and is a predicted model, not a curated record. Gene Ontology annotation, molecular function: DNA binding; protein binding.
CAGCAGUUCAGGCUGUGGUUCGCAGGAAGCAUACAUUGGCUUUUUGAUUCGUGCUAGUUCCCAGCUUAACAGUUUAGGAGGAUCUAACAUCAGCCUUCACGUGAAGGGGGAACCAAGGACAGUGAGGAGCUGGGUGGUCCCAGCCUUGGAGCCCUGCCAGCUGGACAUGGGCAUCUUCCUGACCCCCCCGAGAGCCCUGCAGAUGUCGUGGGGAAAUUGGUGAACCAGGCAAGACCAGGCUGCCCUCAAGGGACAGAGAAAUGGAGGCAAACGACCAUUUUAACUUUACUGGCCUUCCCCCUGCACCUGCUGCCUCAGGACUGAAACCCUCUCCCUCCUCAGGGGAGGGCCUCUACACUAACGGGUCUCCCAUGAACUUCCCCCAGCAAGGGAAAAGUUUGAAUGGGGAUGUGAAUGUUAAUGGCUUAUCUACUGUAUCUCACACUACUACUUCAGGGAUUUUGAACUCUGCUCCCCACUCCUCCAGCACCUCACACCUCCAUCACCCUAGUGUGGCCUACGACUGUCUCUGGAACUACUCACAGUACCCAUCUGCCAAUCCUGGCAGCAACCUCAAGGACCCACCCCUUCUCUCCCAGUUCUCGGGGGGACAGUACCCACUCAACGGCAUCCUUGGGGGCAGCCGGCAACCUUCAUCCCCAAGUCACAACACUAACCUUCGGGCUGGAAGCCAAGAGUUCUGGGCCAACGGUACCCAGAGUCCCAUGGGGCUUAACUUCGACUCACAGGAACUGUAUGAUUCCUUUCCUGACCAGAAUUUUGAGGUGAUGCCCAAUGGACCCCCUAGUUUUUUCACCUCCCCGCAGACCUCUCCUAUGUUGGGAUCCAGCAUCCAGACCUUUGCACCCUCCCAGGAGGUAGGCAGUGGUAUCCAUCCUGAUGAGGCAGCAGAAAAGGAGCUGACUUCAGUUGUGGCAGAGAAUGGCACUGGCUUAGUAGGCAGCCUGGAGCUGGAAGAAGAGCAACCAGAACUGAAGAUGUGUGGCUACAAUGGCUCUGUCCCUUCUGUGGAAUCAUUACACCAAGAGGUCUCAGUCUUAGUUCCUGACCCCACAGUGAGCUGCUUAGAUGAUCCUUCACAUCUUCCUGAUCAACUGGAAGACACUCCAAUCCUCAGUGAAGUCUCUCUGGAGCCAUUCAACCCUCUGGCACCAGAGCCAGUGAGUGGAGGACUCUAUGGUAUAGAUGACACGGAGCUGAUGGGUACAGAGGACAAGCUGCCUCUUGAGGACAGCCCUGUGAUUUCUGCCCUUGAUUGCCCUUCCCUCAAUAACGCCACUGCCUUCAGUCUCCUGGCAGAUGACAGUCAAACUUCAGCCUCUAUCUUUGCCAGCCCCACCUCUCCACCUGUCCUUGGGGAGUCUGUUCUGCAAGAUAACACCUUUGACCUGAACAAUGGUAGUGAUGCAGAACAGGAAGAAAUGGAGACUCAGGCUUCAGACUUCCCACCAUCUCUGACCGAACCAGCCCCUGACCAGUCAUCCACUAUUCAGCUCCAUCCAGCAUCUUCACCAGCAAUCGCACCAACAGCCUCCCCGGCAAUCUCCCUGGCAGUUUCGCCAGCAGCCUCCCUGGAAAUCUCUCCAGAAGUCUCCCCAGCAGUUUCGCCAGCAGUCUCCCCAGAAGUGUCCCCAGUCACCUCCCCAGCAGCAUUCCCAGCUGUCUCUCCAACUUCCUCAGCAGCCCUCCCACCAGUCUCCUCAGAAGUCUCCUUGACGGCCUCCCAAGUGACCUCUCCAAAAGUGUCCCCUUCAGCUUCUCCAGCCAUUGCCCUUCCAACAGCCUCCCCAGCAGAUAAAGAUGUCAACAGCCUUCCUGAAACCACUGCUGACCUGGAAGAAAUCACUGGAGAAGGAGUCACUACUUCUGGUAGUGGUGAUGUCCUGAGGAGACGUAUUGCUACCCCAGAAGAAGUUCGUCUUCCCCUCCAACAUGGGUGGCGGAGAGAGGUGCGCAUUAAGAAGGGUAGCCACCGAUGGCAGGGGGAGACCUGGUAUUAUGGCCCCUGUGGGAAGAGGAUGAAACAGUUCCCGGAAGUGAUCAAGUACCUGAGCCGCAAUGUGGUACACAAUGUCCGUCGUGAGCACUUCAGUUUCAGUCCUCGUAUGCCUGUUGGAGAUUUCUUUGAAGAGAGAGACACGCCAGAGGGCUUGCAGUGGGUACAGCUCUCAGCAGAGGAGAUCCCAUCCAGGAUUCAGGCGAUUACAGGGAAACGGGGCCGACCUCGAAAUACUGAGAAGGCCAAGAUUAAGGAAGUCCCCAAGGUGAAACGGGGACGAGGUCGGCCACCCAAAGUCAAAAUCACCGAGCUGUUGAGUAAGACAGAUAACCGCGUCCUAAAGAAACUGGAGACCCAAGAAACAUUGAAUGAGGAGGAUAAAACAAAGAUGAGCAAAAUCAAGAAGAAGACAAAGCAGAAGGUACAACGAGGAGAGUGUCAGCCUACUGUCCAAGGGCAGGCCAGAAAUAAGCGGAAACAAGAGACCAAGAGCUUAAAGCAGAAGGAAGCUAAGAAGAAACCCAAGGCUGAGAAGGAGAAGGUAAAGACAAAGCAGGAAAAACUGAAGGAAAAAGUGAAGAGAGAGAAGAAAGAGAAGGUAAAAUUGAAGGAAAAGGAGGAAGUGGCCAAAGGCAAGUCAGCCUGUAAAGCAGAUAAAACGCUGGCCAUGCAGAAGCGCUUGGAGGAGCGGCAGAGGCAGCAGAUGAUCUUGGAGGAGAUGAAGAAGCCUACAGAGGAUAUGUGUCUGACUGACCAUCAGCCGCUGCCUGACUUCUCACGCAUCCCUGGUCUGAUCCUGCCUAGUGGGGCCUUUUCAGACUGCUUGACCAUCGUGGAAUUCCUGCACAGCUUUGGCAAGGUGCUGGGCUUUGACCCCGUGAAAGACGUACCCAGCCUGGGGGUCCUCCAGGAGGGACUCCUGUGUCAAGGCGACAGCCUGGGUGAGGUGCAAGAUCUGCUGGUGCGGCUCCUGAAGGCCGCGCUCUAUGAUCCUGGCUUGCCCUCCUACUGUCAGUCCUUAAAGAUCUUGGGAGAGAAGGUGUCUGACAUCCCGCUGACAAGAGACAAUGUAUCUGAGAUCCUGCGCUGCUUCCUCAUGGCCUAUGGAGUGGAGCCAGCCCUCUGUGACAGCCUGCGCACCCAGCCUUUUCAGGCCCAGCCACCCCAGCAGAAGGCUGCUGUCCUGGCCUUCCUUGUGCAUGAGCUCAACGGCUCCACCCUCAUCAUCAAUGAGAUCGACAAGACUCUGGAGAGUAUGUCCAGCUACAGGAAAAACAAGUGGAUCGUUGAAGGCCGGCUCCGGAGACUGAAAACUGCUCUGGCCAAGCGAACUGGGCGGCCUGAGGUAGAGCUACAAGGGCCAGAAGAGGGCCUGGGGCGGAGGCGCAGUUCUCGAAUCAUGGAGGAGACCAGUGGCAUGGAGGAAGAAGAGGAGGAAGAGACUGUAGCGACUGUCCAUGGCCGUAGGGGUCGAAGAGAUGGAGAGGUUGAUGCCACAGCAUCAAGCAUCCCAGAGCUAGAGCGCCAGAUAGAAAAACUCAGCAAGCGUCAGCUCUUCUUUCGAAAAAAGCUGCUUCACUCAUCCCAGAUGCUUCGGGCAGUCUCCUUGGGUCAGGACCGCUACAGACGCCGCUAUUGGGUGUUGCCCUAUUUGGCUGGUAUCUUUGUGGAAGGAACAGAAGAGAGUUUAGCUCCUGAGAAUGUGAUAAAGCAGGAAACUGAGUCUUUAAAAGCGGCAGCCCAUCCAGCCCCCAGCCCAGCCUCCUUCUCGCUGAAGAAGGAAUUAGCCAGCUCUAGCACCUCUGCCAGUACUCCUGCCCGGGCUCGAGGCCGGCCUCGGAAAACUAAGCCUGGGUCUAUGCAACCUAGGCACCUUAAAUCCCCUGUGAGGGGUCAGGGUUCAGAACAGCUUGAUGCCCAGCUUCAGCCUGAGAUUCAGCCCCAUCCUCAGCUUCAGGCUCAUGCUCAGCCCCAGCCCCAACCCCAGCUUCAGCUCCAUUCCCAGCCCCAAAAUGGGUUCCUGGAGCCAGAAGGCUCCCCUUUGUCCCUGGGUCAGAGCCAGCAUGACCUCAGCCAGUCAGCCUUCCUGUCUUGGCUGAGCCAGACUCAGAGCCAUGGCUCCCUGCUGAGCAGCUCAGUCCUCACACCUGACAGCAGCCCUGGAAAACUGGACCCAACCCCAUCACAGCCCUUGGAGGAGCCAGAGCCUGAUGAGGCAGAAUCCAUCCCUGAUUCUCAAGCUCCCUGGUUUAACUUCUCAGCCCAUAUGCCUUGCAGUGCUGCCCCUACACCACCCCCUGCAGUUUCUGAGGACCAGCCUACACUCUCCCCUCAGCAACCUGCCUCUUCCAAGCCAAUGAGUAGACCCAGUGCUGCCAACCCCUGUUCUCCAAUGCAGCUCUCUUCUACCCUCUUGCCUGGAUUGACUGCUAAGAGGCGAACAGGAGACCCUGGGGGAACACCACAGAGUCUCACAGGGCUAGGACAGCCAAAACGGAGGGGGAGACCUCCCAGUAAGUUCUUCAAACAGAUGGAGCAGCGUUAUCUAACCCAGCUGACCGCCCAGCCUGUCCCCCCUGAGAUGUGCUCUGGCUGGUGGUGCAUCCAAGAUCCUGAGACCUUGGAUGCCAUGCUCAAGGCCCUGCACCCCCGAGGCAUCCGAGAAAAGGCACUUCACAAACACCUAAACAAGCACAGGGACUUCUUACAGGAAGUCUGCCUACGGCCCUCAACUGACCCCAUCUUUGAGCCCAGUCAGCUACCUGCCUUUCAAGAAGGGAUUAUGAGCUGGUCUCCCAAAGAAAAGACCUAUGAGACAGACCUGGCCGUGCUUCAGUGGGUAGAGGAGCUGGAACAGCGGGUUAUCCUGUCUGAUCUGCAGAUUCGGGGCUGGACGUGUCCCAGCCCAGACUCUACUCGUGAAGACUUGGCCUACUGUGAGCAUCUACCUGACUCACAGGAGGAUAUCACUUGGAGAGGUCGAGGUAGAGAAGGGCUGGCACCCCAGCGUAAAACUACCAACCCUCUGGACCUGGCUGUGAUGCGGCUGGCCGCCCUGGAGCAGAAUGUGGAGCGGCGGUAUCUACGGGAGCCACUUUGGCCAGCCCAUGAGGUUGUGCUGGAGAAGGCCUUGCUCAGCACGCCCAGUAGUGCCCCCCAGUGCACCACUACAGAGAUAUCAUAUGAGAUCACCCCUCGCAUUCGAGCAUGGCGCCAGACACUUGAGCGCUGCCGCAGUGCAGCCCAGGUGUGCUUGUGCCUGGGCCAGCUGGAGAGGUCCAUUGCCUGGGAGAAGUCCGUCAACAAAGUGACCUGUCUCGUCUGCCGGAAGGGUGACAAUGAUGAGUUUCUUCUGCUUUGUGAUGGGUGUGACCGGGGCUGCCACAUUUACUGCCAUCGGCCCAAGAUGGAGGCUGUCCCAGAAGGAGAUUGGUUCUGUGCAGUAUGUUUGGCCCAGCAGGUAGAGGGAGGAUUCACUCAGAAGCCUGGGUUCCCAAAACGAGGCCAGAAGCGGAAAAGUAGUUACGAACUGAACUUCCCAGAAGGGGAUGGCCGCCGACGCCGGGUACUGUCAAGGGGUCGAGAAAGCCCAGCGGCGCCCCGGUACUCAGAAGAAGGGCUCUCCCCCUCCAAGCGGCGGCGGCUCUCCAUGCGGAACCACCACAGUGAUCUCACGUUUUGCGAGAUUAUCUUGAUGGAGAUGGAGUCCCAUGAUGCAGCUUGGCCUUUCCUGGAGCCCGUGAAUCCACGUUUGGUGAGCGGGUACCGGCGCAUCAUCAAAAACCCUAUGGAUUUUUCCACCAUGAGGGAGCGACUGCUCCGAGGAGGGUACACCAGCUCGGAGGAGUUCGCAGCAGACGCGCUCCUGGUCUUUGACAACUGCCAGACCUUCAACGAGGAUGACUCUGAAGUAGGCAAGGCUGGGCACAUCAUGCGCCGCUUCUUCGAGAGCCGCUGGGAGGAGUUUUAUCAGGGAAAACAGGCCAAUCUGUGAGGCACGGGAGGUGGGGAGUCACCUGGUGGCAUCUCCCUCUGCCCUCCAAACAAAAACUACCCUGC